CAGAUAGUUUUGUUUGAAGUGGAACUGCAGUUAGGUCUGAUUGAGAAGCUGCAUUGAAGCUAUACAAGCACCCCUUUUCUGCGAAACUUAAGUGCUCGGUUUUUUUUUUGUUCGUUCUGAUCUUUAACUUGAUGCAUUGCUUUAAACAUGUUAGGGGUUUACGCGAAUAUAGAAAAAAGCCAACUGGUGAGUUUCGUGGAAGAUUACCUUGAAUGUGUGGAGUCUCUCCCUUUGGACAUUCAGAGGAAUGUUUCACUGCUACGAGAAAUCGAUAUCAAGUAUCAAGAAGUUUUGAAAGAAGCAAACGAAAUUCAUGAAAAAUACAAAAAAGAGUCUGAUGAAAGUCAGAAAAAAAGACUGCAAAAUCACCUCCAACGUGCUCUUAUUAGCAGCCAGGAGCUGGGAGAUGAAAAGAUUCAUCUAGUAACACAAAUGCUGGACCUGGUGGAGAACCGAGCCAGACAACUAGAUGCUUACUCCCAAUAUUUUCAGGAACCAAUGGAGGUUGAGAAGACUAUAGAAAAGAUCAAAACGGAAGUGGUACAACCUGAGAGAUCAUCUUCGAGGAGGCCUAGGCGGCAACGGAACAGUGAGAGCAGAGAUUCCUGCCACAUAACCAAUGGAGUGGGAGGAGGAAGUGAGGAACAGAUACCUAAAGAUAAGAAACCAAAAUCUGCCAAAAAGAAAAAACAUUCCAAGGCUAAACAGGAGUGUGAGUUAUCUCCUGUGGAGUUUGCCAUUGACCCUAAUGAGCCUACCUACUGCUUGUGCAGCCAAGUGUCGUAUGGUGAAAUGAUUGGGUGUGAUAAUGAACAGUGUCCGAUUGAGUGGUUCCAUUUCUCCUGCGUUGGACUCACAUACAAGCCAAAGGGAAAGUGGUACUGUCCUAAAUGUAGAGGGGACAGUGAAAAGACAAUGGACAAAAGCAUUGAAAAAAGCAAAAAGGAUAGACGAUCGAGGUAGUGAUUAUUUGUGUGUGUUUGUAUAUGUGUGAAAGAGUGUAAAUAUUUUUUUAAUGUGUAUAUAAUGUAUAUAUGUGUAUAUAUACACGUACACACACGUUAAUUUUUUUAUUGUCUUUGCAGAGCAAACAAUCUUUUAGAAAAGAUGCAUAUGUCUAUGCAAUCAUUUUUAAUCUAUGGUAUUAAUGUAAUAUUAAAAGUUGUUGUACUUA
Polypterus senegalus (gray bichir) is the source of this 1174-nucleotide messenger RNA. It is a transcript of the gene ing2, whose product is annotated as inhibitor of growth family, member 2. Lineage: Eukaryota; Metazoa; Chordata; Cladistia; Polypteriformes; Polypteridae. The record is from RefSeq and is a predicted model, not a curated record. Gene Ontology annotation, biological process: positive regulation of DNA-templated transcription. The transcript has 2 exons. Bases 148 to 963 code for a protein of 271 amino acids. Gene Ontology annotation, cellular component: nucleus.